CCGCGCUGGGCCCGGGGGCCUGGCCGGGCGGAGCGCCGCGCCCUCCUGACCGGCCGUCGCCCGCCGGCCCCAACCGCCUCCCGGGCUAGCCGCCCCUCCGGCCCCGGCCUCCCGCCAGGACCCCGCUUCCUUUGUGGAUCUGAAUGAUUUGGGGGGCCUCCUCCCUCCCCCUUGAGAUUACGGUGCUAGAAGGCCGACCCACCACCUCGGUCAGUGUCCCCCGCCCGGGUAACGUCCCUCGUUUUGUUCCUCCCCGCGGGCCCUCCCGCUCCCCGCUCCUUACGGUGUUUGAUGGUUUUUUUUUUUUAGUUUUUUUCCUUUAUUUUUCUCGUCUCCUGACUGGAAGGCCCCGCGCGAGGCUCUGCGCCUGUGCCCCUCCUGGUCUUUUCCUCACCCCCUCACAAAUAGCCAAACCCCCAGCCCCCCGGCCGGCGAUGGCGCGACAGUGAGGGCGGCGAGGCCGGACCACGCUGGGACAGUGCCCGCGCCCCGCCGGGCGUGAGGACACACACUCCCCCGCUCUGCGCCCCUUUUUCGUCUUGCGAGCUCUCUGAGAAGAGAGAAGACGCGGGGGAAGAUGUGGCUGAAGCUAUUCUUCCUGCUCCUCUAUUUUCUGGUCCUGUUCGUCCUGGCCAGGUUUUUUGAGGCCAUUGUGUGGUAUGAAACUGGCAUCUUUGCCACCCAGCUGGUGGAUCCGGUGGCGCUGAGCUUCAAGAAGCUGAAGACCAUUCUGGAGUGCCGGGGGCUGGGAUAUUCAGGGCUGCCCGAAAAGAAGGAUGUCCGGGAGCUGGUGGAAAAGUCAGGUGACUUGAUGGAGGGUGAGCUCUAUUCUGCACUCAAGGAAGAAGAAGCAUCUGAAUCUGUUUCUAGUACCAAUUUCAGUGGUGAAAUGCACUUCUAUGAGCUUGUAGAAGACACAAAAGAUGGCAUCUGGCUGGUUCAGGUCAUAGCAAAUGACAGAAGUCCCUUGGUUGGUAAAAUCCACUGGGAGAAAAUGGUGAAAAAGGUGUCAAGAUUUGGAAUACGAACAGGCACUUUUAAUUGUUCCAGUGACCCCAGAUACUGCAGGAGAAGAGGCUGGGUACGAUCCACGCUCAUUAUGUCUGUCCCACAAACAAGCACUUCUAAAGGGAAAGUCAUGCUUAAAGAAUAUAGUGGACGCAGAAUUGAAGUAGAGCACAUUUUUAAGUGGAUAACUGCUCACGCAGCUUCUCGGAUCAAAACCAUUUAUAAUCCUGAACAUUUGAAAGAAGAGUGGAAUAAAAGUGAUCAAUAUUGGGUAAAAAUAUACCUGUUUGCAAACCUUGACCAACCCCCAGCUUUCUUCUCUGCACUAAGUAUAAAGUUUACCGGAAGAGUUGAGUUUAUUUUUGUUAAUGUGGAAAAUUGGGACAACAAGAGUUACAUGACAGAUAUUGGUGUAUAUAACAUGCCAUCAUACAUUCUUAGAACUCCUGAAGGAAUUUACCGAUACGGAAACCACACAGGUGAAUUUAUAUCCCUUCAGGCCAUGGAUUCAUUUUUGCGCUCAUUGCAACCUGAAGUAAAUGAUCUGUUUGUUUUGAGCUUGGUUCUAGUUAAUCUUAUGGCUUGGAUGGACUUAUUUAUCACACAAGGAGCAACCAUAAAGCGAUUUGUGGUUCUCAUAAGCACUUUAGGGACAUAUAAUUCUCUAUUAAUUAUUUCCUGGCUACCUGUGUUGGGCUUUUUACAGCUCCCUUACCUAGAUAGCUUUUAUGAAUAUAGCUUAAAAUUGUUGCGAUAUUCCAAUACAACCACACUGGCUUCAUGGGUAAGGGCAGACUGGAUGUUCUAUUCUUCACACCCGGCCCUGUUUCUCAGUACGUACCUUGGACAUGGUUUACUAAUUGAUUACUUUGAGAAGAAGAGACGGCGCAACAACAACAAUGAUGAAGUCAAUGCCAAUAACUUAGAAUGGUUAUCAAGUCUGUGGGACUGGUACACCAGCUACCUCUUCCACCCGAUUGCUUCUUUUCAGAACUUUCCUGUAGAAUCUGAUUGGGAUGAAGACCCUGACUUAUUCUUGGAGCGGUUAGCUUUCCCUGACCUUUGGCUUCACCCUCUGAUACCAACUGAUUACAUAAAAAAUUUGCCAAUGUGGCGAUUUAAAUGUCUUGGAGUCCAGUCUGAAGAGGAAAUGUCGGAGGGUUCUCAAGAUAUUGAAAAUGACUCAGACAGCGAGAGCACAGACACUUUUAGCAGUGAAAAGGAAGUAUUUGAAGAUAAACAAAGCAUAGUUCACAAUUCUCCAGGAAGAGCAAGUCACUGUGAUGCUGAGGCUUGUUCAUGUGCCAAUAAAUAUUGUCAGACCGGCCCAUAUGAAAGGAAGGGGAGGUCAUAUGGAUCAUAUAAUGCUAAUGAAGAUAUGGAACCUGAUUGGUUAACUUGGCCUGCUGAUAUGCUGCACUGUACUGAAUGUGUUGUUUGCCUAGAGAAUUUUGAAAAUGGAUGUUUGCUAAUGGGGUUGCCUUGUGGUCAUGUGUUCCAUCAGAAUUGCAUCGUGAUGUGGUUGGCUGGGGGCCGACACUGUUGCCCUGUUUGCCGGUGGCCUUCUUAUAAAAAAAAGCAGCCAUAUGCACACUACCAGCCCUUGUCAAAUGAUGUCCCAUCUUAACCAUGUGCAAUUUGUCCUUUAUAAGCUUUGAGUAUCUUACAGCUUGCCUUUUUAAUGUUAGUCACAAUGUUUUUGUGGUUUGAAGUUUAGUUUAAUGUUAGUGCAGUGACAGGAAAUACACAUUAUGCUAAUGUUGAUGACAAUUACUUGGUUGCCUUGUGUGUCAAUUGAAUGCAUACUUAAUUGUAAAAAUUUUUAUUUACAACAUUGGAAAUUCAGAAGUUAAUGUUUUUUGUAAGCACAAAAGAAGUAUGAUAGAAAUUUAUCCUAGCAAGACUUUACAAGGUAGGAUCAAAUUCUAAUGGAAUUGAGGCGGUUUCUUAUCCUAAAUGUUUCCUCCCUUUUUACAAUCUCUGUCCAGCACCUCUUGGUUAAAUAAUGUAUGCUCUGAGACAUGAAAUUAAAACAGACCUAUGAAAUAAAUUAUUUUAAAACCAGAAGA
This is a messenger RNA of Ailuropoda melanoleuca (giant panda), 3077 nucleotides long. It is a transcript of the gene RNF103, whose product is annotated as ring finger protein 103. Gene Ontology annotation, cellular component: endoplasmic reticulum. The record is from RefSeq and is a predicted model, not a curated record. The coding region runs from base 578 to 2635 and encodes 685 amino acids. Gene Ontology annotation, molecular function: ubiquitin-protein transferase activity. NCBI's taxonomy places the organism in Eukaryota, Metazoa, Chordata, Mammalia, Carnivora, Ursidae. Gene Ontology annotation, biological process: vacuolar transport; protein ubiquitination; ERAD pathway. The transcript has 4 exons.